Lolium rigidum is the source of this 840-nucleotide messenger RNA. RefSeq names its product E3 ubiquitin-protein ligase EL5-like. The record is from RefSeq and is a predicted model, not a curated record. The coding region runs from base 1 to 840 and encodes 279 amino acids. NCBI's taxonomy places the organism in Eukaryota, Viridiplantae, Streptophyta, Magnoliopsida, Poales, Poaceae. The transcript has a single exon.
AUGAACUCGUCGUCAGGAUCGGCGGUCGCGCCCGCCGCGCGGAACAUGGCGCUCGGCGCCAUACUCGUCACGUCGACCAUCUUCGCGCUGGCCGUAAUCUUCGGCCUCGUGAUCUACUUCAUCCAGUACUGCAUCAACAGCAGCGUCCGCAUGUUGCCGAGCGGCGGCAGCGUGUUGGCGGCUUCGAGGGCCAGGGACAAGGGCGUCGACCCUGAGCUGCUGCGGUCCCUGCCGACCAAGGUCUACCGCGCGGCGGCACAGAAGGGCUCCGACGCGGAGGACCGAGUGGAGUGCGCGGUGUGCCUCUCCGAGCUCCAGGACGGGGUGGUGGCGAGGUUCUUGCCCCCGUGCGGCCACGGGUUCCACGCCCAGUGCGUCGAUAAGUGGCUGGCAUCCCACUCCACCUGCCCGCUCUGCCGGGUCACCGUCGCCAAGCCCGGCGCGUCGCUACAGGCGCUUAAAGCAGCGACGGGCCUUCCGCCUGUACCGCCGGAGACAGCUAACUACGCCGCGAACCUGCCGGCCAGUGUGCUGCUCGGGGUUUCUGACCAGGCCACGCUCGGCGCGGUGACCGUGACCUCUCACGGAAGCCGCCCGAGACCGGCAGCCCUGGUGAUCGACAUUCCGGACUCGAGGACGGUGGCGACACCACGCGACGCGGCCAAGACACCUGGAUCGGCGAGGCUGAGUUCCCUCAAGAGACUCUGGAGCUUCGGGAGGCAAGGGCCGUCGGGGUCGACUCCGUCUUAUUCUUGGGGCAGGGGCAGCGGCAGUGGAACAGCAGACGCUGACCGGGGGGGUAUCGGCAACGCCUGUGCAACCCCGAUGGCUCCGGUGUAG